Messenger RNA from Anoplophora glabripennis (Asian longhorned beetle), 1103 nucleotides. RefSeq names its product major egg antigen-like. Bases 105 to 1103 code for a protein of 332 amino acids. The transcript is spliced from 3 exons. Gene Ontology annotation, biological process: response to heat; protein refolding. The record is from RefSeq and is a predicted model, not a curated record. Gene Ontology annotation, molecular function: protein folding chaperone. NCBI's taxonomy places the organism in Eukaryota, Metazoa, Arthropoda, Insecta, Coleoptera, Cerambycidae.
GCUUCGUUAGUUGAAUUAAAACACGAGCAGUGAGAACCAAGUUACAAGCGAAGCGAUAAUUCAAGUUUUCAAGUAUUAUUAUUUGUUAACAAGUUAGUGCCAGUAUGUCCCUGUUGCCAUUUUUCGACGAUUCUUAUCUUCUCCGCCCCUCGAGGCUUUUGAAUCAACACUUUGGACUGCCAUUGGAACCAGAAGAUAUACUCGGUACUGUGUUUAACCCUAGACUUUCCGUUAGGUGUCCAGCUGGUUACGUUAGAAACUGGUUAGAUGAAGCUCGUGAUGUAGGAUCCACAGUAAGUUUCGAUAAGGAUAAAUUUCAAGCUAACGUAGAUGUCCAGCAGUUCAAACCUGAGGAAAUAUCUGUGAAAGUUACUGGAGAUAACACGGUUACUAUCGAGGGCAAACAUGAAGAGAAGCAAGACGAACAUGGAUCUAUUUCGAGGCACUUUGUGAGGAGGUACGUUCUUCCACAAAAUUGCGAUAUUAAUCAGGUGCAAUCCAAAUUGUCAUCUGAUGGAGUUCUUACAAUUACUGCGCCCAAAGUGAAUGAAGAUAAAUCUAUCCAACAAAAAGAGAUCCCAAUUAUUCGUACUGGGGAACCAUUGAAGAAGGUGGAACAGAAAAAGGAAGAACAGAAAAAUGAAUGUGAACAAUCAAAACAACAUAGAUACAUACAUUUAAUACCUCUGUGUCCAGCUGGAUACAUCAGAAACUGGAUAGAUGAAGUCGGCGAUGUGGGAUCCACAGUAAAUUUCGACAAGAACAAAUUUCAAGCUAACGUCGAUAUCCAACAAUUUAAACCAGAGGAAAUAUCUGUGAAGAUCACUGGAGAUAACACGGUUACGAUUGAAGGCAAACACGAAGAGAAGCAAGACGAACAUGGAUAUAUUUCAAGGCAUUUUGUGAGGAGGUACGUUCUUCCACAGAAUUGCGAUAUUAAUCAGGUACAAUCUAAAUUGUCAUCUGAUGGGGUUCUUACCAUCACUGCCCCUAAGGUAGAUGAAGACAAGUCCAUCCAACAACGAGAGAUUCCCAUUAUUCGGACUGGGGAACCAUUAAAGAGGGUGGAACAGAAAAAAAGACGAAUAAAAAAUGAACCUUAA